Messenger RNA from Fusarium oxysporum Fo47, 415 nucleotides. RefSeq lists its product as uncharacterized. The record is from RefSeq and is a predicted model, not a curated record. Bases 25 to 366 code for a protein of 113 amino acids. The transcript is spliced from 2 exons. NCBI's taxonomy places the organism in Eukaryota, Fungi, Ascomycota, Sordariomycetes, Hypocreales, Nectriaceae.
GAUAAAUCCAAAUCACAAGUCACCAUGUCAGGAAGUGCACCUAAUGAUCCUGCCCCCGGCGGUCACUCUCGAGAGUUGCAACAGACACCCUUUGACUCGAACCAACAUGGGCAGGCCCAGAAUAUCAUUGAUGAGACAAAAAACACUGGUGGCCGAGUUGUCGAUGCCAAUCUCGGAGCCAGCAUUGAUGCAACCAAGUCUGGAGAACUCUCCAGCCGUGUUGCUGAUAUUGUGAAUCAACCUACUGGAGGUCGUGUUGGUGGAAAGUUGUCAGCACAACGCAACGCGUUGGAGGUUGACGAGAAGGGCUUCAAGGUUGGAGAAGAAGGAGACUUACAUAACUUGGCUCACAGCAAACAGCCUUGAGCAUUAUUAGAGUUCACUUCAGACCAAUAGCAAUUAAUAUAGCCAACAG